Molecule: messenger RNA, 3264 nt
Organism: Tripterygium wilfordii
Lineage: Eukaryota; Viridiplantae; Streptophyta; Magnoliopsida; Celastrales; Celastraceae
Product: copper-transporting ATPase PAA1, chloroplastic
Exons: 17
Coding region: 161-3007 (948 amino acids)
Biological process (GO): copper ion homeostasis; monoatomic cation transport
Cellular component (GO): membrane
Molecular function (GO): ATP binding; ATP hydrolysis activity; P-type divalent copper transporter activity
Source: RefSeq, a predicted model, not a curated record
GUCCUGGACUCUGAAUCGCACUUGAAGAUGGAUGCGGGUACAGACUACAGACUACAGGACUACAGACAACCUGUAGAUAAGCCAAACGGAUAAAUAGUUUGCAAAGAGAGAGACACUCACUGCUGCGAGCGAUUCUCCUUCUUGAUUUUCUCUUCAAGAUAUGGAGUCCACUCUCUCUUCUAUAUCAUCGUCUCAAACAACGACGUUAGCUCUCUUUAGUCUCUCCAGAGCCCUAAACCGUCAUUUCUCCAAGAAUGCCGUGCCCGGUAAACUCGCCGCUCGCCGCUUCAGAUGCAUUUACACCUGCAACAGUAACCCUCUACUCCCAACUACUCCUCGAUUGUCCUCCCUGAGGAGCCUAUACGUAGUUUUACCGCAUUUACGUCAGCGCUUGGAGUGCGUCUCGAGCUCUGCUGCGUCAUUUACGUCCGGUGGUGGCGGAAGUGGCGGGAUUGGUGGAGAGAGUGGCGGCGGCGGUGGGGGUGGUGACGGAGCAGACAGUGGUGAUACGAAGCUCAAUUUGGUCGUUGGAGCGGCUGAAGGGGCUUCGACACCGUCACCGGAUGUCAUUAUACUGGAUGUUGGGGGAAUGACAUGCGGGGGAUGUGCAGCAAGUGUGAAGAAAAUACUUGAAAAUCAACCACAAGUGUCGUCUGCUAGUGUCAAUCUCACGACAGAGUCAGCGAUUGUAUGGCCGGUAUCCGAAGCAAAGGUUGCCCCAAACUGGCAACAACAAUUAGGAGAGUCACUUGCAAAGCAUUUGACUAGUUGUGGAUUCAGUUCAAAUUUACGAGAUUCUGGAAGAAAAAAUUUCUUUCAAGUCUUUGAAAGGAAAAUGAACGAAAAGCAUAAUCGCUUAAAAGAAAGUGGUCGCGAGCUUGCUGUCUCCUGGGCUCUUUGUGCUGUUUGCCUUUUUGGCCAUCUCUCUCAUACUUUUGGAGUUAAGGCUUCAUGGAUCCAUGCAUUUCAUUCCACAGGAUUUCAUUUGUCCAUGUCUCUAUUUACGUUACUUGGUCCUGGGCGUCAACUUAUCCUUGAUGGUGUGAGAAGCCUUUUGAAGGGAGCUCCCAACAUGAACACCUUAGUUGGUCUUGGGGCUCUAUCAUCAUUUACAGUUAGUUCAUUGGCUGCCUUAGUGCCGAAACUGGGUUGGAAGGCAUUCUUUGAAGAGCCAAUUAUGCUAAUAGCAUUUGUCUUGUUAGGAAGGAAUCUUGAACAAAGAGCUAAACUUAAAGCCACUAGUGAUAUGACAGGACUUCUAAGUCUUCUGCCUCCAAAGGCUCGUCUCGUGGUUGGUGGCAAUGCAGAGAAUUCUGGCUCAGUCGUUGAAAUUCCUUGCAGUAAUCUUUCAGUUGGAGACCAAAUUGUUGUACUACCUGGAGACCGUGUUCCAGCAGAUGGGAUAGUAAGAGCUGGUAGAAGCACCAUAGAUGAGUCUAGUUUCACUGGGGAGCCAUUACCCGUAACCAAGCUACCUGGGAGUGAAGUGGCUGCUGGAACUAUCAACCUUAAUGGUACCCUUACAGUUGAAGUGCGGAGACCUGGUGGUGAUACUGCCAUGGGAGACAUUAUCCGUUUGGUGGAAGAGGCACAAAAUAUGGAAGCUCCUGUACAGCGUUUGGCUGACAAGGUCUCUGGGCACUUUACUUAUGGAGUAAUGGCACUUUCUGCUGCUACAUUUAUAUUUUGGAACCUGUUUGGGGCACAUAUUCUACCUGCCGCUGCUUAUCAAGGAAGUCCACUUUCAUUGGCCCUACAGCUCUCAUGCAGUGUAUUGGUUGUUGCUUGUCCAUGUGCACUUGGCUUGGCGACACCCACAGCUGUUCUGGUUGGGACUUCAUUAGGGGCAACAAGAGGAUUGCUUUUGCGUGGUGGAAACAUUUUGGAGAAAUUUUCAAUGGUGAACACUAUAGUGUUUGACAAAACAGGUACCCUUACGAUGGGCAGACCUGCUGUGACAAAAGUUGUUACUCCUGGAUCUUUAAAAACUGCUGAUUCACAGCAAAAGCCAAUUCAUACUUGGUCAGAGGCUGAAGUUCUCAUGUUAGCUGCUGGUGUUGAGGCAAAUACUAUUCAUCCAGUUGGAAAAGCAAUUGUGAAAGCUGCUUGUGCUGUUAAUUGUCAGUUUAUGAAGGUCGCAGAGGGAACAUUUAUGGAGGAACCUGGAUCUGGUGCCACUGCGAUUAUUGAGAACAGAAGGGUGUCUGUUGGGACGUUAGAUUGGGUCAGAAGGCAUGGGGUCGAUGAGAAUUCAUUGCCAGAAGUGGAGGAGCUUACAAACCAAUCUGUCGUCUAUGUUGGUGUAGAUGAUUCCCUUGCAGGUCUUGUAUACAUUGAGGAUCAAAUCAGGGAAGACGCAGGCCAAGUUGUUGAAUGUUUGUCUAAGCAAGGGAUUAGUGUAUACAUGCUUUCAGGAGACAAAAGGAAUACUGCCGAGCAUGUAGCUUCUGUUGUUGGUAUUCCAAAAGAUAAGGUUCUAUAUGAAGUUAAACCGGAUGAAAAGAAGAAGUUCAUAAAUGAACUUCAGAAGGAUCAGAAAAUAGUAGCAAUGGUUGGUGAUGGGAUCAAUGAUGCUGCUGCCUUAGCAUCAUCUCAUGUUGGGGUUGCCAUGGGUGGGGGAGUUGGAGCUGCUAGUGAGGUCUCUUCAGUUGUGUUGAUGGGCAACAGGCUCUCACAGUUGCUUGAUGCUUUAGAGCUGAGCAGGAUGACCAUGAAGACAAUAAAGCAAAAUCUUUGGUGGGCCUUUGCCUACAACAUUGUUGGAAUUCCAGUAGCUGCUGGAAUGUUAUUACCAGUAACUGGCACCAUACUGACUCCAUCAAUUGCCGGAGCUCUCAUGGGUCUAAGUUCCAUUGGGGUGAUGGCAAAUUCAUUACUUCUAAGAUACAAAUUCUCCUUAAGACAGAAGCAAAGUUCUGGAGGAUCUCCAAGCAAUAAAAUGAAUUUGCAUUCUAAUCUUCUCAUGGACCACAAAGCAAAGAUGAAGCACCCUUACUCUAAUUUCUAGAUGGCAAGAGACAUGACAAGGCAGGCUUAUUGUUUGGGGCACCCUUGUGUAGAUUGAGAAAGAGCAUAAUCACCGGCACAGAGAUUGGAGUCCUGACUAAGGAUGACAGAUUCUAUGAGGAUGAGGCCAAUGCAUUGCUGUGUGGCUACAGCGUUCCAGUUUUGCACGAUGGUUCAUUUGGCGUAAGUGCUGCUGGGACAAGAAUUGAAAAAUAUUUUUUUUUUCUGCCUUGGGUCAAUGUUUCUAAAACCGACCCG